Molecule: messenger RNA, 2487 nt
Organism: Kickxella alabastrina
Lineage: Eukaryota; Fungi; Kickxellomycota; Kickxellomycetes; Kickxellales; Kickxellaceae
Product: V-type ATPase, V0 complex, 116kDa subunit family
Exons: 2
Coding region: 1-2487 (828 amino acids)
Biological process (GO): proton transmembrane transport; vacuolar acidification
Cellular component (GO): vacuolar proton-transporting V-type ATPase, V0 domain; fungal-type vacuole membrane; vacuolar proton-transporting V-type ATPase complex
Molecular function (GO): ATPase binding; proton-transporting ATPase activity, rotational mechanism
Source: RefSeq, a predicted model, not a curated record
AUGUCGCUCAUCCAGCUGUACAUCCCAUCCGAUGUCGCGCGCUACACGGUCUCGCAGCUUGGCGAGCUUGGCCUGGUGCAGUUCCGCGACCUCAACGCCGAGGUCACGGCCUUCCAGCGCUCAUUCGUCAACGAUGUGCGCCGCUUCGACGAGAUCGAGCGCAAGCUGCGCUACCUGCGCGCCCAGAUCGACUUGUCGGGCGUCGAGGUCUACGAUUUUUUCGACGACCGCUUUGUCAGCACGGCGCGCGGCCCCCGCGACAUUGACGACAUGGAGGAGCGCAUUGCCGCCCACGAGGGCCGCGUCCAGCGCCUCGCCGCCGCGUACAAGGAGAUGCACGCCAACCACAUCGAGCUCGUCGAGAACAUGCACGUGCUGCAGGAGGUCUCGUCGCUGUUUACCGAGAUCACCGGCCGCCACAUCGGCUCCAUGGACGCUGCCGGCGCCUUUGACGUCGAGCUGGGCGCGUCUGCCGCCGCAGCCGCCGCUGCCGCCGGCCGCGACAUUAACAUCGGCUUUAUCUCGGGUGUCAUUGCGCGCGACCGCAUCGCCACGCUGGAGCGCGUGCUGUGGCGCUCGCUGCGCGGAAACAUGUUCCUCAACUACAUCGACAUUGAGGCCCCCAUCCAGGAUAACACCGCCGAGGACGGCGCCGCACCCGUCUACAAGAGCGCAUUCAUCGUCUUUGCCCACGGCGACUCGCUGCGCGACCGCGCAACCAAGAUCGCCGAGAGCCUCGGCGCCACGCUGUACCGCGUCGACCCGCGCGCCGAGCGCCGCCAGGAGGACCUCAUCGACACCAUGUCGCGCCUCGACGACCUGCGCCUGAUCCUCGACAACAAUGCCGUUGCGCGCGCCAACGAGCUGGCUGCCGUCGCCGAGCACAUCACCACGUGGCUCGCCAUCGUGCGCAAGGAGAAGGCCACGUACCACGCCCUCAACCUGUUCAACCACGAUGCAAACCGCAACUGCCUGAUCGCCGAGGGCUGGUGCGCGGCCAACGACAUUCCGGCCAUCCAGUCAGCCCUGCACCUGGCCACUGAGGACGCCGGGUCCACCGUGCCCACCGUGCUGCACGAGCUGCGCACCACCAAGCAGCCGCCGACCUUUGUGCGCACCAACCGCUUCACCGAGGGCUUCCAGAACAUUGUCGACGCGUACGGCGUGCCCAAGGCUGGCGAGGUCAACCCCGGCCUGUUCACCAUCAUCACCUUCCCGUUCCUCUUUGCGCUGAUGUUUGGCGACCUGGGCCACGGCUUUCUGAUGACCCUGUGCGCCGCACUGCUUUGCAUCUACGAGAAGAAGCUUGCCUGGAUGGCCAAGGACGAGUCCAUGCGCAUGUUCUACUCGGGCCGUUACAUCGUCCUGUUGAUGGGCAUCUUCUCGAUGUUCACCGGCUUCAUCUACAACGACAUCUUCUCGCGCGCCAUGUCCGUCUUUGCGUCCGGCUGGGCCUGGCCCACUACCCAUGGCGGCGAGGGUGUCAUCGUCGAGGCCACCAAGCUUGCUCAUACCUAUGCCGUUGGCAUUGACCCCGCCUGGCACCACGCCAGCAACUCGCUGCUCUUCACAAACUCGUACAAGAUGAAGAUGUCCAUCGUGCUCGGCGUCAUCCACAUGACCCUGGGAAUCUGCCUGCAAGUACCCAACGCGCUGCACUUCAAGAAGCGCAUCAACAUCAUCCACGUCUUUGUGCCUCAGAUCAUCUUCCUGUUCUCCAUCUUUGGCUACCUGGUCUUCACAAUUAUCUUCAAGUGGUCGACCGACUGGUACGCGCGCGAUGCCGCCGGCCAGCUCACGCACAUCAGCCCGCCAAGUCUGCUCAACAUGCUCAUCUACAUGUUCCUCAGCCCCGGCUCCGUCAACGAGUCCGAGCGCAUGUUCCGCGGCCAGGCCUUCCUGCAGACCUUCCUGCUGCUGACUGCCCUCGUGUGCGUGCCCUGGAUGCUGCUCGUCAAGCCCCUUAUCAUGCGCCGCGAGCACCGCAAGAUUACCUCUGAGGGCUACGGCCGCAUCUCGAGCCACGUCCGCGUCAGCACCGAGGCCGAUGGCAUGGCCGGCGCCAUCAUCGUAGCCGAGCAGGAGGAGAUGCAGGCCGACGACUUUGACUUUGCCGACAUCAUGAUCAACCAGUCCAUCCACACCAUCGAGUUCUGCCUCAACUCUAUCUCCAACACUGCGUCGUACUUGCGCCUCUGGGCACUCAGCCUGGCCCACGCCCAGCUGUCCGAGGUCCUGUGGUCCAUGAUCUUCUUGCCCACCCUCAAGAUCACUGGCUCGUACAAGCCCUUCGCCAUCAUGUUUGGCUUUGCCGUCUGGUUCGUGCUCACCUUUGGAAUCCUCAUUGGCAUGGAGGGCCUCUCGGCUUUCCUCCACGCCCUGCGUCUCCACUGGGUCGAGUUCAACAACAAGUUCUACGACGGCACCGGCGUCAAGUUCGAGCCAUUCUCGUUCAAGGCCGUUCUCGACGAAGCCGAUGACCAGUAG